Molecule: messenger RNA, 1761 nt
Organism: Patiria miniata (bat star)
Lineage: Eukaryota; Metazoa; Echinodermata; Asteroidea; Valvatida; Asterinidae
Product: pollen-specific leucine-rich repeat extensin-like protein 1
Exons: 1
Coding region: 1-1761 (586 amino acids)
Source: RefSeq, a predicted model, not a curated record
AUGUGGCUCACACUCUCGUCCCCACCCUGUCCUCGUCCCGUCCUCGUCCAGUCCAAGCCCUUCCAAGGCAGUUCUAUUCAAGACAAAUGUGGCUCACACUCCCAUCCCCUCCCCGUCCUCGUCCCAUCCUCGUCCAGUCCAAACCGUUCUCAGGCAGUUCUAUUCAAGACAAAUGUGGCUCACACUCCCAUCCCCACCCCGUCCUCGUCCCAUCCUCGUCCAGUCCAAGCCGUUCUCAGGCAGUUCUAUUCAAGACAUAUGUGGCUCACACUCCUGUCCCCACCCCGUCCUCGGCCCGUCCUCGUCCAGUCCAAGCCCUUCCCAGGCAGCUCUAUUCAAGACAAAUGUGGCUCACACUCUCGUCCCCACCCUGUCCUCGUCCCGUCCUCGUCCAGUCCAAGCCCUUCCCAGGCAGUUCUAUUCAAGACAAAUGUGGCUCACACUCCCGUCCCCACCCCGUCCUCGUCCCGUCCUCGUCCAGUCCAAGCCCUUCCCAGGCAGUUCUAUUUAAGACAAAUGUGGCUCACACUCCCAUCCCCACCCUGUCCUCAUCCAGUCCAAGCCCUUCCCAGGCAGUUCUAUUCAAGACAAAUGUGGCUCACACUCUCGUCCCCACCCUGUCCUCGUCCCGUCCUCGUCCAGUCCAAGCCCUUCCCAGGCAGUUCUAUUCAAGAAAAAUGUGGCUCACACUCCCGUCCCCACCCCGUCCUCGUCCCAUCCUCGUCCAGUCCAAGCCCUUCCCAGGCAUUUCUAUUCAAGACAAAUGUGGCUCACACUCUCGUCCCCACCCCGUCCUCGGCCCGUCCUCGUCCAGUCCAAGCCCUUCCCAGGCAGUUCUAUUUAAGCGAAUGUGGCUCACACUCCCAUCCCCACCCUGUCCUCGUCCCAUACUCGUCCAGUCCAAGCCCCUCCCAGGCAGUUCUAUUCAAGACAAAUGUGGCUCACACUCUCGUCCCCACCCUGUCCUCAUCCCGUCCUCGUCUAGUCCAAGCCCUUCCCAGGCAGCUCUAUUCAGACAAAUGUGGCUCACACUCCCAUCCCCACCCUGUCCUCAUCCAGUCCAAGCCCUUCCCAGGCAGUUCUAUUCAAGACAAAUGUGGCUCACACUCUCGUCCCCACCCUGUCCUCGUCCCGUCCUCGUCCAGUCCAAGCCCUUCCCAGGCAGUUCUAUUCAAGAAAAAUGUGGCUCACACUCCCGUCCCCACCCCGUCCUCGUCCCAUCCUCGUCCAGUCCAAGCCCUUCCCAGGCAUUUCUAUUCAAGACAAAUGUGGCUCACACUCUCGUCCCCACCCCGUCCUCAUCCCGUCCUCAUCCAGUCCAAGCCCUUCCCAGGCAGUUCUAUUCAAGACAAAGGUGGCUUGCACUCCCAUCCCCACCCUGUCCUCGUCCCGUCCUUGUCCAGUCCAAGCCGUUCUCAGGCAGUUCUAUUCAAGACAAAGGUGGCUCACAUUCCCGUAUCCACCCCGUCCUCGUCCCUUCCUUUUCCAGUCCAAGCCCUUCCCAGGCAGCUUUAUUCACAACAAAUGUGGCUCACACUCCGUCCCCACCCCGUCCUCGUCCCGUCCUCAUCCAGUCCAAGCCGUUCUCAGGCAGUUCUAGUCAAGACAAAUGUGGCUCACACUCUCGUCCCCACACCGUCCUCCUCCCGUCCUCGUCCAGUCCAAGCCAUUCUCAGGCAGUUCUAUUCAAGACAAAUGUGGCUCACACUCCUGUCCCCACCCCGUCCUCGUCUCGUCCUCAUCCAGUCCAAGCCGUUCUAA